Botrytis cinerea B05.10 is the source of this 1488-nucleotide messenger RNA. RefSeq lists its product as hypothetical. The transcript is spliced from 6 exons. The record is from RefSeq and is a predicted model, not a curated record. The coding region runs from base 231 to 1109 and encodes 292 amino acids. Gene Ontology annotation, cellular component: membrane. Lineage: Eukaryota; Fungi; Ascomycota; Leotiomycetes; Helotiales; Sclerotiniaceae.
GGUCGACACUGUCCUAUGCUAGUUUUCUUCAUAUCAUGUUUACUUUCUUCUUCCCCUUUGCUCUCUUUCUCUUCAUCUUACACCACAACACAGUUCAUCGCAAAGCAUCGUGUUUCUCCGUCGUUUUAAUCACUUGAUUCAUUCAUCCAAUUCUUGUUUUGGUCACUUUCGUCUUUCGCCCUAUAGCUAUCGAGCUUUCUCUAUCUUUUUCCCAAAUCAAUUCCUUUAUAAUGUCUUCAUCCACCGCGUUGCUUCCAAGCGUAAGUCACAAGAAGAAUGAUCAUCCUAUCUUUCUUCGUGCUUGUCACUCUCCAUGGCUCAAUGUCUCUCAGAAAUCUCUCGUUCGUUUCAGAGGAGCCCUUGCAGCGUACUUCUUGAUUUCAAGUCUUGUGAUCCUUCAUUACGAACUUGAAAUCAGCAAAAAUGGCUGGUUGGUCGUUUACAACCUUUCAAAUAUCGUGUACGGCUUGCAAACUCUGUACGCUUGGGUUGCGUUUACCUGGACCUUCAUGCAUCUCUACUACCCGCAUAGCAAUGACAAUAAUUGUUCAACAAUCUCUUCCUCUAUUAGAAAGUGCCUCUCGCCAUCUCGCAAGACCUCCAACACCAACGAAAAGUACUUUUUCAGCGUCUUUCAUUGGGGCAUCCUUGCUUUCCCUCAUGUCGUUACCUUCAUCCACUGGGCAGUCAUCGUUCCACGGAAUGAAGCAUCGAUUCCAAGUGACAAAGUUUUUGGUGACAAGCUCACGACUUUCUUCGUUUUCAGCAAGUAUGGUUUCAACUCCGUCCUUGCUUUGAUCGAGCUCUUCAUCCUAAGCAGCAUUAAACGAUCUGACCCUGUCUGGAACCAUGUUUUUGCUCUUGCUGUACUUUCUCUCGUCUAUGUUGGCUGGGCAGCUAUUGGCAAGCACUAUGUGGGAAAAUACACCUACUUCUUCUUAGAUCAUGAGAAGAAUGGAUGGGAAUAUUACUGGGCAUCAGUUGCGGCUUUUGUCGUUCUUGUUGAACUUUUCUUCGUCUUUGUGUAUUCUCUCACCGGCGUUCGUGAGUCCAUGACAAAGAAGCAAAAUGACGAUAAGAACACUGGAUACCAAAGACUUCCCCAGUAGAACUUUGCAACCUAGAAAGAGAGCCGAGAGAACUCUAAGCACAAUCGUGGAGGUGGAUGAGUCUUGCGUAGAAAUAUUCAGAAGGAUUAAAGUCUGGAUGGACAGCAAUCCUAAUGAAUUGUCCAGGUAUCAUACUUUUUGACCUUGCUCUGUUUGUCAUUUUUAUUUGUUUCUUUUCCUAUUCUGUUCUCAGACCGUGGUAUUAAGGCCUUUGGGUUUUCUCUCUGUAACUAUCCUGAUCCGUUCACUUUGCUUUAGCUUUAAUUUGGUACCUACACGAGUCACUUUUCGACUUUCGAGUUUAUGUGUUCUUUGUAUAUGCUGUUGAAGUGUGACCAUGAAGUUGAAUAUUGCAAUUGGCUUAAUUAAAGUGAAAACA